AACUGGUGGCACCCAUCUGUGACUUUUUGGGAAAGGAGAGACAAUGUGUAGUGUUUGGUUGUCACUGCCUGUCUUUUAAACAAUUGGAACAGCCACACAUGCGCAGAAACCUUCCUUGGAUGUUAUUGUUAUCAUUAUUUUGAAUCAUUUGUAUUCCCAGGCUUUCAAAACUGAGACAUGCAGGUAAUUUUGAUUUGCGCUAUAUCAAGGUUGCAGUUUCAUGUUUUUAUUUUUGUAUUAGUUGCUGUGUGGCCCGUAAGUGAAACAAAGGCUAUUCCUAGAUGGUUUUCAUUACACAAUGCACGCUGGGUCCAUUAAUGUCAUUCUCACGCGUGGAUUAGUGUUCUUCGUCGACCAAAAAGCUUGGUGGGAAUUAUGGAUCCCUAAAAGAAAAGGUAGAGUACGCGCGCGCACUCCACACUAUGAGUUCACCAAAUUUACGCACACGCGUUCACCAAUACACAUGUAGACAAGUGCAAUUGACAGGAAUCGCCUAUUUCAUGCAUGUCAAGGGUAAAUUAUUUUAUGUUUAGCGAAAACUCCAGCGAGAUAUCCAAGAGUUGUCAGCAUUGCGUCAUACACGCACGAUUAGAUAGAUGGUCUGACGUCGCCGUGAGCCAUUCGCUCAAAAAUAAAUCAAUCCGUGGAACGUUUUCAAAUGGGAAUCGAUCGUUUCAAAGCUAGAGCGGGCACCAGUGAAUAAAUCCAGGUUUACGCGUACGUGGUGAAAUAAGGCACCAUGCCAACCUCGUGCGUAAAUUCACAUUUGAUCGUACCACAUUGUAAUCCGCCGCACACGUGAGGGACAAAUCGCUUCAUAUUUCUCGUUCGCGUGGACCUACGCGGCCACACACUGAACCCGAUCGCGACAAAGUGAGCAGGCUGGCUGGAUUACGUGCACAGAGGACUCUUGGAAGGACGCACGCACGCACACGCGUCUGAAUGAGCGCGCGUCACCCCUCUUGUCACCCCACGCAGACUGUUCCACGUGUUGUGUAUCCCGCCGGUUGACAAAGGCGCCCCAAAUUGCCCAACACACAUCAGCAGGGGGGAUUCUGUCACGUCCAGCAAAUGUCGAAGAAACGGAAAAGUCUUGACGAUCUGGGAUUCGAGGAGUCUUCCCUGCAAGGAUGCAGUGAUCAAGGCUUGACAGAUGAGAAAGUGAAGGCCUACCUCUCUCUGCACCCGCAGAUGCUGGAUGACUUUGUGCUAGAGAGUGUGAGCGCCGAGACGUUGGACAGAUGGUUGAAGAGGAAGACCAGCAGCAGGCCUGCAGAUGACACAUCAUCUAAAGAGGUCAGCAGGCAGUACCAGGAUGCAAACAUGCAGGGUGUGGUGUAUGAACUCAACAGCUACAUGGAGCAGCGCCUGGACACUGGAGGAGACAACAAGCUGCUGCUCUAUGAACUCUGCAACAUCGUUAAAACAGCAACAAAAGCUGAUGGAUUUGCACUUUACUUUUUGGGAGAAUGCAACAAUAGUUUAUUGUUGUUCACCCCAACGAGGAUCAAGGACGGUCCCCCAAGCCUUGUUCCUUCUGGCCCCAUCGCAUUUGGGACAACCAUUGCAGCUCAUGUGGCCAAGACUCGCAAAACACUCCUAGUGGAAGACAUCAUGGGGGACGAGCGCUUCCCAGAUGGCACAGGGCAGGACUCAGGGAUCCGUGUUCAUUCUGUCUUGUGCCUCCCCAUCCUCACUGCCAUCGGGGACCUCAUUGCCAUCCUGGAGCUGCGUCGGCACUGGGGAAAGGAGCCCUUCAACCUCAGCCACCAAGAGGUUGCAACUGCAAACUUAGCGUGGGCCUCAGUUGCCAUUCAUCAAGUACAGGUGUGCCGAGGCCUCGCCAAACAGACUGAGCUCAAUGACUUCCUACUAGAUGUGUCAAAAACAUACUUUGAUAAUAUUGUGGCAAUAGAUUCUCUACUUGAACACAUCAUGAUAUAUGCAAAAAACCUGGUGAAUGCCGACAGAUGUGCACUCUUCCAGGUAGAUCAAAACAACAAAGAACUGUAUUCUGACCUGUUCGAUAUCGGUGAGGAGAAAGAAGGCAGGCCGGUCUUUAGGAAAACCAAAGAAAUUAGGUUUUCUAUAGAGAAAGGAAUAGCUGGUCAAGUGGCUCAGACAGGGGAAGUCUUAAAUAUCCCAGAUGCCUAUGCAGAUCCGCGGUUUAACCGAGAGGUGGACCUGAAAACAGGUUACACCACGCGGAACAUCCUGUGCAUGCCCAUCGUGAGCAGGGGGACUGUUAUUGGAGUAGUGCAGAUGGUGAAUAAGUUAAGCGGUAGUGCCUUCACUAAAACAGAUGAGAACAACUUCAAGAUGUUUGCUGUCUUCUGUGCCCUGGCCUUACACUGUGCAAAUAUGUACCAUCGAAUUCGCCACUCUGAAUGCAUUUACAGAGUGACAAUGGAAAAACUGUCUUACCACAGCAUCUGCACCUCAGAAGAAUGGAAAACCCUCACUCAGCUCAACCUUCCCACUCCCAUUUAUAAAGAGAUCGAAAUGUUUCACUUUGACAUAAGUCCCUUUGAGGAGAUCUGGCCUGCAGUUUUCAUCUAUAUGGUUCACAGCUCCUGUGGAAAGACCAGCUUUGAGCUGGAGAAGCUGUGUCGAUUCACUAUGUCUGUACGCAAAAACUACCGGCGUGUGCCCUACCACAACUGGAAGCACGCCGUGACCGUGGCCCACUGUAUGUAUGCCAUCCUACAGAAGACCCCUGAAACCUUCACAGAGCUUGAGAAGAAGGGACUCUUGAUAGCCUGCCUUUGUCAUGAUCUGGACCAUCGAGGGUACAGCAACACUUAUCUGCAGAAAUUUGACCACCCACUGGCUGCUCUCUACUCCACCUCCACCAUGGAGCAGCAUCACUUCUCUCAGACUGUCUCCAUUUUGCAGCUGGAAGGGCACAAUAUUUUCUCCAACCUGAAUUCCAGCGAGUACGAACAGGUGCUUGAGAUCAUCCGAAAGGCCAUCAUCGCCACGGACCUGGCCCUUUACUUCAAUAACCACCAGCAACUGUCAGAGCUUCUCACCUCAGGUGGUCUCAACUUUAACAACCUUUCACACAGGGACCGUGUGAUUGGUCUGAUGAUGACAGCAUGUGACCUGUGUUCUGUAACUAAGCAAUGGCCGAUCACACGACUCACAGCCAAUGACAUCUAUGCUGAAUUCUGGGCCGAGGGAGAUGAGAUGAAGAAGAUUGGGAUGCAACCCAUUUCAAUGAUGGAUCGAGACAAGAAGGAUGAAGUCCCUCAAGGCCAAGUGGGAUUCUACAAUGCUGUAGCAAUUCCAUGUUAUACGACUCUCGCAGAUCUUUUCCCUCCAUCCAGUCCACUUCUAAAAGCCUGCAACGAGAACUUGAGCCAAUGGGAGAAGAUCGUGCACGGUGAGGUGGAGGAUGUCGUUCCUAGCCGGCCUUCCGAUUCAGGACCUGUCAAAGUGGACAACUGACUACCAAAGGGUUGACUGCUUAUCAUAACAAGUUCAAACUGAACCUUGCCACAGUUAUGAAGCUUUUUUUAGGGGGAGUGGGGGGGAGCAGGAGCUGGAUCAGCAAAAUGGCGCCCUGACUUAACAAAAAACACAAGUUACCUCAAUGGGUGACGGUCGACGGAGGUGUCAAUGCUGAUGGUUUUACCGAUCCCAGAGACUGACUGACAGCUAACGGGGAGGAACUAAAAUUCAUCAUCCUCCGUUUGGGAAUUUAUUUGUUAGAAUGGAUUUGUGCCAUUUUGGUUGUUUAUGUGUUAUGUUUUUAUUAUUAUUACUAUCUUAUUAUUGUUAUUCUAAUUAUUAUUUGAGUUGAUUCUUUGUGGUCUUGUAUUUGAGAGGCCUUACAAUGAACCUUUCACAAGGAGGUAAUGUGAAACCUUGUUGUGCGGGUUCAUAUCCUUUUCAAAUGGUACUGUUUGCCUUCUGUGGUAAAUGAGUCAAUACUACUUCAGCAAGGUAUUCAGAGACAGAAGGAAUGUGUAGUACAUUGAACAUGCAUGGUGUAACAAUGCCACCUUAUAGAUGGGGGGACGUCAGAAUGUUUUUUUUCCUUUCUUACUUUUGAGCAAAUAUCCUUUGCAGUACUUGAAAAAAGA
Molecule: messenger RNA, 4088 nt
Organism: Syngnathus typhle (broad-nosed pipefish)
Lineage: Eukaryota; Metazoa; Chordata; Actinopteri; Syngnathiformes; Syngnathidae
Gene: pde10a
Product: phosphodiesterase 10A
Exons: 22
Coding region: 1072-3450 (792 amino acids)
Biological process (GO): negative regulation of receptor guanylyl cyclase signaling pathway; signal transduction
Molecular function (GO): protein binding; 3',5'-cGMP-stimulated cyclic-nucleotide phosphodiesterase activity
Source: RefSeq, a predicted model, not a curated record